CCCAAUUCCAUCACUUUACUUUAUCGCUGCUUCGCUCCUCUUCACACCCUCAUCUCGAUAUACAACAACUCACCUGCGGCUUCUUACCAGCAACCUCAAAUAUACCCUCUACCACCGCCCAAGAUGACACCUGCUCCAUUAACCAAAACACUCGAAUUCGAGAAAAAGAACCAGAACAUGCCAAAACUCCCCAAACAUGUGAAAGUCCAAAAGCGCCCGAUUCCACAUCCAUCCACUCCCUCGCCAUACUCCGGCUCCUCGUCACCCAAAACCAUCUACGUUUCAUCCAGCUCCCCCACAAUGGGCGUUGUCAAGCGCGUCCAGAAGUACCUUCGGGCGGCGGAGAACCGCGCCACGGCAAAACUGCUCAGCGGAAAUAACAAAGGAAAGAAGGGCGACCGAAGGAAUCAGUUCGCGCAGUUGGCGCAAAGUAACGAGGCGUUGAAGAAGGAGGAGGUGUUUGUGAAGGCCACGGGGCGGGCGAUGGAGAGGGCAUUGAAGGUGGGAAAGUGGUUUGAGGCGAGGGGAGAGGAGUAUACUGUGAGCGUGAAGACGGGGAGUGUCCUUGUGGUUGACGAUGUGGUGGAGGAUGAAGAAGAGAGGGAGAAGGCGGUAGAGGAGAGCGAGAGGCUGAAAAAGGAGGUGGAGGAAGCAAAGCUGAAGGGUGAGAAUGCGGAGUUAUCCAAGUCGGCGAUGCGGAAGAGAAAGAGGGCUGUUGCGCGGUUGGAGGGCGAACAGGAGCUACCGGAGACGAGGACGAGGUGGGUGAAUAUGGUGGAGGUGGCAGUUUCAUUGAAGUGAGGCAUUCCAUGGAAUGGUAUUACAUUGCAAUGAGAAAAGGAGGACGAUGGAGCCAACCGGCACGCUACUGAGACCAGCCAGGCAGGUAAGGCCCUUCAUUUGCGGGCGCCAUG
Molecule: messenger RNA, 914 nt
Organism: Aspergillus welwitschiae
Lineage: Eukaryota; Fungi; Ascomycota; Eurotiomycetes; Eurotiales; Aspergillaceae
Product: ribonuclease P subunit p20 family protein
Exons: 2
Coding region: 124-801 (225 amino acids)
Biological process (GO): nuclear-transcribed mRNA catabolic process, RNase MRP-dependent; tRNA 5'-leader removal; intronic box C/D snoRNA processing
Cellular component (GO): nucleolar ribonuclease P complex; ribonuclease MRP complex
Molecular function (GO): RNA binding
Source: RefSeq, a predicted model, not a curated record